Aureococcus anophagefferens is the source of this 1461-nucleotide messenger RNA. RefSeq lists its product as hypothetical. The record is from RefSeq and is a predicted model, not a curated record. The annotation marks the transcript as partial. NCBI's taxonomy places the organism in Eukaryota, Pelagophyceae, Pelagomonadales, Pelagomonadaceae. Gene Ontology annotation, molecular function: glycerophospholipase activity. Gene Ontology annotation, cellular component: extracellular region. The transcript has 6 exons. Gene Ontology annotation, biological process: phospholipid catabolic process.
GGCUACCUCACGCACCGCGAGAUCGUCGCGCACGCCAUCAACGCGCGCUGCGAGAUCGCGUGCGAGGGCCGCGUGCCGCCGCGCGUCGCCGCGUUCCUCCGGGAGCAGGAGGCCUGGACGGCGGCGACCGUGGCUGAGCGCGCGGCGUCGGACCCGCUCUGGCGGCACGUGCGCGACGUGCGCGACCAGUUCGAGGGCGUCGUCGACGGCGUGGACGCGGCGGUGCGCGCGGACGCGUCGGGCGCCGCGCUGCGCAUGGCCGUGCGCCUCGUCAACUCCAUCGGCGAGCUCAUCGACGUCGUGCCCGCGGUGCUCCACCCCGGCGAGCGCGAGGACAUGUCGGGGACGCCGGCGACGCCGAAGGAGCGGGCCGAGGCCGACUCGGAGGCGCUCGCGAACUCGGGCCGCUGCACGGUGCUCAUCACCGUCGCCGACGACCUCGGCGACAUCUUCUUCUCGCACGCGACCUGGUUCCACUACGCCAUGAUGAACCGCAUCUACAAGCACUACUCGCUGCCGGGCGUGCCCGGCGCGUCGCAGUCCUUCUCGUCCUACCCGGGCACGCUGAGCUCCUUCGACGACUUCUACCUGAUCAAGGAGACGUCGCUCGUGAUCCUGCAGACGACGAACGGCAUCUACAACGCGUCGCUCUACGGCGCCGUGCGGCCCCAGAGCCUGCCGUCGUGGCAGCGCGUGCGCGCGGCGAACGCGCUCGCGGCCACGGGCCCGGCCUGGGCCUCGAUCGUCGGCCGCGAGAACAGUGGCACCUACAACAACCAGUACAUGAUCCUGGACCUCAAGCUCUUCGAGCCCGGCAACGCGCUCCCCGACGGCCUCCUCUACGUCGUCGAGCAGAUCCCGGGCACGAUGGUCUCCGGCGACGCGACGGCGGAGCUCGAGCGGGGCUACUUCCCGAGCUACAACGUGCCCUACUUCGAGGAGAUCUACGACAAGAGCGGCUACCCGACGCUCGACGCGCGGCGCGGCCGGAAGCGCGGCUCGGCGCGCGGCUCGGAGUACCAGCUCGCGCCGCGCGCGAACAUCCUGCGCCGGGACUUCCCCAAAGCCAAGAGCCUCGCGGGCAUGCGCCGGGUCAUGCGCGCGAACGGCUACGGCCGGGGCGACCCCUUCGCGACGGACCCCUGGGCCGCGGUCUGCGCGCGCGGCGACCUGCACCCGACGAAGGCGUCCCUGGCGGGGUGCCAGGACGCCAAGGUCGGCUCCGCGUCCCUCUUCCGCGAGAAUCGCGGCGCCUGGGUCGUCCUCGGGCCCACGGACGACGGCCAGCCCGCCUUCAGCUGGAAGGGCAUCGAGCAGCUCGACUUCUCCAACGCGACGGGCUCGACGCAGUCCGAGGCCAUCAACGCGGCCCAGACCGCGACGCGCCUCAUGUCCGGCUCGCCGUCCCACCUCCUCCAGCCGGACACGUUCGACUUCGCCUACGAGCUCAUCGCGCCCUAG